Molecule: messenger RNA, 399 nt
Organism: Caenorhabditis sp. 36 PRJEB53466
Lineage: Eukaryota; Metazoa; Nematoda; Chromadorea; Rhabditida; Rhabditidae
Source: the annotation of a GenBank genome assembly
AUGGGGGGUCGGUAUGUAAAUGGAACACUAAGAUGUUGUUCGCCUCUGGGAAGAGGCGAAACGGAAGAAGAGGGUUUCGAAAACGACAGAGAGGAGCUGCAAUAAUUGAAAACGUACAAAGAAAACGAGUAAGAUGAAUCCUCUGAAGUCUCGAAGUGGACGUACCGUUCAAAUAAAGACCCAUGUCCUAUAAAUCGCUCUUCCAGAUGGGACGAAGCACGUGCCGAAUCGGCGCUCGAGUACCUCGUGAAGGAGGGACUCGCGUGGCUGGACGAGCAGGCCUCCGACACGACGCAGUACUGGUUCCCUUCUCUUUUCCUGCAGCAGUACUGCCACUCUUCCUCCAGCACCUCCGUCUCCGAAUCGCUGCACAGCAUGAGCGUGAACAACUACAAUUGA